AUGACACAGAAACUGCCUUGCAUUGGGAAUGUUUCCUGUUUGCCUCAGAACAGGUUUGUGCGGUGUGUGGAUCAGGGAUAAGCACUUCCAAGAAAAGGGGCAAUAGACACUUGUCCUCUGUGACAAAAUGGCCUCUUUCAAAGGACCUUGCCCUCAUCAGAGUGUUCCUGUUGAGAUGGAUGAGAGCAUGACAUCCUCCAGUCUGGACUUGGUCUGGCCUCCAUCUUGUCAACAGUGCAGUGGACAUACAGAGACCAGCAAAAGGCCACAGGACUAUGGCUUUGAGCCUUGUCAGGGAGCACACCAUGUCAGACAGAGGAGACUCCCUGAGAGCCAGUACCAGCAGGAAUCCAGAGCUGCCUGUCAUGCUGCUCCCGAACCUCGCUUUAUAACCCAAACACAAUCAGGGCAGAUGACACCCCCCCACCGUGCAGGUGUUUGGCCUCAUGGCCUCAGAGAGCAGGCACCACUCUACAAAUGGGGCUGCGUGGUUAAUCACAGUAGAGGCUUUGCAGGCCCUUCAAACUGGUCCCAGAACUUCUCUUUGGAAGAGGCAGAUUGCUUGGAAGCCCCUCUCCCACUUAUGUCCGACAUCAACUGCACCUACUAUGUCCCAUCACAGCACCCUGCAGCCCGCAUGCCUGCUAAGUGCCUCAGUCCAAAGCAGGGGAGUUGUCUCAGACAUUGUGCUUGCUGCCCUGCAACAAGUCUGCACCGUCACAAUUAUGAUUAUUGUCAUUAUAAGCAUGAUUACCCAUCAGAUCCAAACCAGGAGCCUCAACACCACCAACAGUCCUGGCUGCAACCUAAAAAUGUUCCCGAUGCCCCUCAAGAGUCUGUGCCUCAGUGCGCGGCGCCUCCCAGGAACGUGAUGCAUGAGGUCAAUGUGGAUUGUUCCUUCCAGGCAGGUUCAGGACCUGCCACAAAGGAGCUCAGGAAGACCAUCAGCCUACCUGAGGAGUGUAGGAAUGUUUUCAUCACAUAUUCAGUGGACACAGCCAAAGAAAUUAUUCUUUUCACCAAAUUUCUGACUGAUCAGGGAUUCAAACCAGCAAUUGACAUCUUCGAUAAUCCAAUCCGAAGAAUGGGCAUCACCAAAUGGAUGGACAGAUAUCUGAACGAUAAAUCCGUGCUCAUCAUUGUGGCCAUCAGCCCCAAGUACAAGGAGGACGUGGAGGGAGAUGGAGAUGACGACCAUGGCCUGCACACUAAAUACAUUCACAAUCAGAUCCAAAAUGAGUUCAUCCAACAAGGCUGCCUGAACUUUAGACUGGUACCUGUACUGUUUCCUAAUGCAACUAAGAGAAAUGUCCCCAACUGGCUCCAGAGCACCAGGAUCUACCGCUGGCCCCAGGACACCCAGGACCUGCUGCUGCGCCUGCUCAGAGAGGAGCGCUACAUCAUUCCACAGCGGGGGUCGGACCUCACCCUCACUGUUCGUCCCCUCUGAGAAAAACUGAAACGGGACAGACACGUGUGUAAAAUAAACACUUUAAAGGAAAAGCUUUAUUUUGUUACAACCCCAACAUGCUGUAGGUGUGACUUACUGCAGUAGAUUCGUUGUAAAGUCUCUUCCUUUUGUCACUUGUUUUCAGACACAGAUUUGCUGUUUGUUCUGUUGAUUCCUAAUUCAUUUAAACAGCAUUUCUAAUCUCACAAAUCCUGUUCAAUCUUCCUCCUUGAUGAUAGCAUUUGAAAUGAGAACUAACACGGAACACUGCCAUCAAUAACACAUCAUG
This is a messenger RNA of Xiphias gladius (swordfish), 1739 nucleotides long. RefSeq names its product E3 ubiquitin ligase TRAF3IP2-like. The record is from RefSeq and is a predicted model, not a curated record. Lineage: Eukaryota; Metazoa; Chordata; Actinopteri; Istiophoriformes; Xiphiidae. The transcript has 10 exons. Gene Ontology annotation, biological process: positive regulation of canonical NF-kappaB signal transduction; humoral immune response. Bases 128 to 1450 code for a protein of 440 amino acids.